AUGGAGCAGGCCGCUAAUGAUAUUCAUGAUGCUUCUGGUGAUGCUGAUGAUGUUGAUGAUUCUAAUGAUGAUGCUGAUAUUGAUGAUCAGGAUCAGCAGACUGGAUUUCCCAGAGGACCGACGGUGACACGUGUGUUGACACAAUAUGAGCAUCACGUGGCUCAGAUUCUAUGGGAAGGGGAGGAUCGUGGAUCAUUAAAAGUUAUUACUCACGGAUUGAAGCUGAAGAAGUUUACCGAAGUUCCUGUGCCAGAUCCUGUAGAGCAUUGGAUUCGGGAAUUUGGGCUGAUGCAUCUAUCUCCAGGCUACCUCACUAUGGCUGAUGCUGGUCUGAUAUCAGCAUUUGUUGAAAGAUGGCACAGAGAGACCAACUCAUUUCAUCUGCCAUUUGGAGAGAUGACUAUUACUUUAGACGACGUCGCGACUCUCCUUCACAUCUCACCACAUGGUAAAUUUUUUGAUGCACCUGUGAAUAUGAACACUAAUAAUGCUGCAAGAGCUGCACACGAGUACUUAGGUGCAACAUUGGAGGAAGCAUGUGCUGAAACUAGUAAUAAUAAAUGUGCCCAAUAUAGAUUGCAAUGGUUGCGUGAUUUAUAUAGCCGUCUCAUUCAAACUAACCAGUUUGAGUGUGCGGCUAGAACGUAUCUGUUGCAUUUAGUUGCCUGCACUAUUUUCGCCGAUAAAACACAUACGCGUGUUGAGGCUAAAUACAUUACUUUUUUUUUUAUUGAUUUACAUCGUUGUCGGGACUAUUCGUGGGCUUCCACGACAUUGGUUUUCCUUUAUGACAAUCUGGGAGAUGGAGCUGUCCACGACACUCGACAGUUGGGAGGUUAA
This is a messenger RNA of Cicer arietinum (chickpea), 840 nucleotides long. The record is from RefSeq and is a predicted model, not a curated record. Lineage: Eukaryota; Viridiplantae; Streptophyta; Magnoliopsida; Fabales; Fabaceae.